AUAGUAGCACUCCCUCAUUACUUGCAACACUAUGCAUGAGUAAGUCGCCAUGCAAGGCGCCUCGUCAACCUAUGUGCGGGCGCGCCCUAGUGCGCAUCCAUGUGCAGCUGGUACUCCGCACUCACGGCAAUUCCUUUGCAGUUCCAAUACCUUCUACCGACCUAGUACUCGUAAUGUAGGCAGACAUGCAAACGGCUUCCGAGCUAUUAGACCCGCCCCGCGUGCGACCAGCCCCUCGCCACACGGUCGUGCGGCCUCUGCUCACGCAAACUCCAGGGCCAGUGCCGCCGGCUCCACCACUGCUAGCGCGUCCUCAAAUGGUGUCAGCAUAGACAGAGCUCUUGAUGGAGCGGCGCGUUGGCAGUCGCAGGGCAAUGCGCUGUUCGGGUCGGACCAUUUUAUGGACGCGCUCCAUGCCUACCAGCAGGGACUGGCGGCGCUGCAGCAGGCGUGUCAGCAGCCUGGGGACCAGCAGCCUGAGGAGCAGCAGCCUUGCAGUGAGCAGCUAGCUAAAUGUCUGGCUAUUCUACUCAACAACUCGGCGGCGGCGUGCCUGGGCUUUGGCGCAUACGAGUCUGCCCGUGCCUACGCCCACCUGGCCCUGCGCCGGGCGCCGCGUGAUGCGACCACACUGCUUCACCUAGCAAAGGCGCUGGAUGGGCUGGGCAGGUACUCGGAGGCGGCCGACGCCUGCGAAGCCCACCUGAAUGCACUUGCGCGCCAGCUGCAGAGCAGCAACAGCAACAGCAACAGCAGUGGCUUUCGACUCGCAGUCACGGCUGCUUUCACCGACGGCCAGCGCUUCCUGCAGUCUCUGCGGCAGCGGGCGGCGGAGGCUGAGCGGGGCGAGUACAACGAGGCGGGCAUGGCGCGGGAGGCGGCGGCCAGCACCACGCCACGACUGGAGAGGCACGCCGACUUCAUUGGGCCCGUGCAGGUGGCGGACGCGGGAGAGGGCCGCGGGCGCAUCCUGGUGACCUCACAGCCGGUGCGUGCAGGUCAGCUGCUGCUGGCCAUGCGCGCGGACGCGCUCUGCUAUGACUCGGAGGUGCCGGCGUCCUUCCAUCCGCCACCCGGGCAGCAGCGCAGCCGCGCCCACCUACAGCUGGCGCGGCAGCUACCCGCAGCUGCCGUCGCGAGCAGCCGACUGGCGGCACGGCUGUCAUACCUGCACGCGAACGGCAACCCCGUGCCGCCGCUGCCGGACGUGCAGGAGUGCGGAUUCGUGCCGGCUGCGGCUAGGCACGGGGCCGCGACGGGUGGCGAUGCAGAGCGGCUGCAGGCAGGGCCAGCGGCGGUGGCAGCGGAGGAGGUGGCCGUGGCGGCGCGGGCGUAUGCGGCUGCGGUGGCGGCUGGCACCAGCGCCUCCCAGCAGGCCCGCUAUGCAUGGACGCGCGGCCUCCUGCAGCAGACGACGUGGCGGGACCAGCUGUCCGCUGACUCGCAGCUGCUGGACGGCAUCUGCGCCACCAACGUCUUUGAGACCAACCCGCGGCUGCCGGCAGAGCAGCCCGCCACCGGCGGUAGCAGCACCGGCGCGGCCGCGGUUGCGGCGCUGGAGACCGAGGCGGGCGGUAGCGGGCUGUGGACCCUGGCCGCCUACUUCAACCACGCCUGCCUGGACAACACGGAGCGGUACUUCCUGGGUGACUUCCUGUUUGUGCGCGCCUCGCGAGACCUGCCCGCCGGCGCGGAGGUCACCAUCACCUACCUCAACCCGCUAAUGAGCUUCAGGGAGCGUGCCCGGGCCCUGGAGAAGCGCGGCUUCGCCUGCGGUUGCGAGCUGUGCAGCGGGGAGAUUGAGUGGCGGCGCCGCCAGCCGGAGAAGGCAGCACAGGAGGCGGACCUGCUCGACUGCUACCGGGUUCUACAGGCACAGAUCGCAGAGGAAGAGGCGGACAGCAGUCCCACCAGCAGUGCCACCAGCAGCACCAGCUCCGGAAGCAGCCCGGCGACGCCCGCUUUCCUGAGCACACACCCGGAGCAGCGGGCCCGCAGGCGGCGGCUGGCGACCCGGUUGCAGGAGCUGUUGUCGGGCCUGCGGGACGCGACGCGGGGCCGGGUAUGGCGGGCGGCGGCGCUGUACCGGCCGUACGUCCAGCUGGCGGAGCUGCUGCAAUCGUGCGGGGACUUCCAAGAGGCAGCGGAGGCAUAUGAGGAGGCGUUUGGAUCCCUGGCGCAGCAGCGGGACGGUGACGACGCCGCUGCAGCCGGGGCAGCUGACAACCAUGACCACGUCAGCACAACAGGUCCGCUGCUCGCAGGCGAGGCGGCUGCGGCUGCGGCAGUCGCCGCUGCGGCGGUUGUCGGAGACCGGCAGCUGCUCUCGCCUGGAUCCGCGGUCCUGGUUGCGGUCAAGGCCGCUGUGGCUUGGUCUUUGGUGGGCCCUGCUCCUAGGUUCGGCGGUGACGGCAUCACGUGGCAGGAGCAGGAGCGGAGGCGCGAGGCUGCGAAGCAGCGGACGCGGCUAUGGGAGGCGACGGCGCGGGGUCUGUGGUGUCGCUACUUCGGUGGGAACCAGGAGCUCUUCGAGGCGCGGUUUGCGGUGUCGCUGAGGAGGCUGCGAGAGUAGUGGUGGCAGCAGCAGCUAGGUUGGAGGUUCUUGUGCUUUGAUCCUUUGAGCUCGCUCGUGUGGCAGCUGCAUGGCUGGGCCGUAGUGAAGCGCACAUGUGGUGGUGGGGAUGUCUGCUCCGUGUGUCGGCUCCGAGGCCGGCAAGGAAGGCCUGUGACAUGCUAAAUGGGUCCCGUACGUCCAUCAUGCCAUGCGUCGACCCCUGAAGAGGUAACCUGCAACUGGGAUGGAUGUCUGCGGAAACCCGAGCACGCGGUACUCCAGUACUUCUGU
Molecule: messenger RNA, 2845 nt
Organism: Chlamydomonas reinhardtii
Lineage: Eukaryota; Viridiplantae; Chlorophyta; Chlorophyceae; Chlamydomonadales; Chlamydomonadaceae
Exons: 7
Coding region: 401-2572 (723 amino acids)
Molecular function (GO): protein binding
Source: RefSeq, a predicted model, not a curated record